AUGGAAGAGACAAAUCAGACACUGGUAAAGGAAUUCAUUCUUUUAUCAAUAACCUAUAUUCCAUAUUUCCAGACUGUACUUUUUCUAGUUUUUCUCGUUCUAUACAUGUUUACUUUACUGGGAAACAUCUGUAUCAUGGCAGCGGUUAUAAUCGACAGACAUCUACACACUCCAAUGUAUUUUUUUCUUAGUAACCUCUCUUUUUUUGACAUUGUCUACUCAUCCACCACUGUUCCUAAAAUGAUGAGUGCUUUGGUAUUAGAAGAAUCAAAGAUAUCUGUCCAGAACUGCAUAGUACAAAUCUAUUUUUUCCACUUCUUUGGGUGUACAGAAGCCAUGUUACUUACUGCCAUGGCUUAUGAUAGAUAUGUGGCAAUAUGUAUCCCCCUGAGAUAUAAUAUCAUUAUGGCAAAGAGUGCAUGUUUCCGGCUUAUCUCCGGCUGUUGGGUUCUGAGUUUAUUCUAUUCAUUGACGCACACAAUUCUAACCUCCAGGUUGACUUUUUGUAAUAUAGACAGAAUUAGUCACUUCUUCUGUGAUAUAAAACCGCUGCUGAAGCUAGCUUGUGCAGAUACAAGUCUCAAUGAGAACUUAGUUACAAUAAUAACUGGGUUUUUAGCAGUCAGCACAUCAAGCCUUAUUUCUCUGUCCUACAUCUUCAUUGGCAUCCAUCUAGUCAAAGUCUGUUCUUCUCCUGAAAGACACAAAGCCCUUUCCACCUGCACAUCACAUCUGACUGUUGUGUUUCUAUUCUAUGGGCCUCUCAUUGCCAGGUUCCUAAGACCUGCCACCAAUGAUAGUCUGGAGCAAGACAGACAAUCAGCUUUGCUAUACACAACUAUUACACCUGUCCUCAACCCAAUUAUUUAUGCUUUAAGGAACCAAGAAGUCAAAAUAUCUCUUAAAGCAAUCUUGCAUGGGAAAAAAGCUAUUAGAAACCAACUUUAG
Xenopus tropicalis (tropical clawed frog) is the source of this 948-nucleotide messenger RNA. It is a transcript of the gene or5ar11, whose product is annotated as olfactory receptor family 5 subfamily AR member 11. The record is from RefSeq and is a predicted model, not a curated record. Gene Ontology annotation, biological process: detection of chemical stimulus involved in sensory perception of smell; G protein-coupled receptor signaling pathway; signal transduction. The transcript has a single exon. Gene Ontology annotation, molecular function: olfactory receptor activity; G protein-coupled receptor activity. Gene Ontology annotation, cellular component: plasma membrane; membrane. NCBI's taxonomy places the organism in Eukaryota, Metazoa, Chordata, Amphibia, Anura, Pipidae. Bases 1 to 948 code for a protein of 315 amino acids.